Ogataea philodendri is the source of this 1074-nucleotide messenger RNA. RefSeq lists its product as uncharacterized. The coding region runs from base 1 to 1074 and encodes 357 amino acids. Gene Ontology annotation, molecular function: oxidoreductase activity. Lineage: Eukaryota; Fungi; Ascomycota; Pichiomycetes; Pichiales; Pichiaceae. The record is from RefSeq and is a predicted model, not a curated record. The transcript has a single exon.
AUGACUGUUCUUAAGCUGGAGAGAAUCAACUUGCCAGAAGCUCAUGUCUUUAGGGGCGAAGAGUUUCCAGCAGCGUACGAUGUCAAGAACGACGAUGGACGCCACAGUUCGGCAGAGGUGAUUGCGUAUUUGAACGAGCUGGGAUCGACAGGAUUCUUCCGUGAAGAGUUGAAGAAACACGGAGCGAUUGUUCUACGCAACACAGGAACAACAGACCCUGAGAUUCUAUCGGAGUAUGUGAGGGCAAUUGGCGAAAGUAGCGGCGAAGAGCAGUUUGUCCAGACCGGAGUUACUGCCAAACGAACAAUCAUCACAGACGUACUUUCCACGGCGAACGAGGGCCCAAGUGAAAACACUAUCCAUCAACACAACGAGUUCUCGCGGUUUAACAAGUAUCCAACAACUCUCUUCUUUGUUUGUACCAGGUACGACGCCGAGGGUGGAACAACGCCAAUAGUCCAUGGUGGAGAGUUUUUCGAAAAGAUUGAUCAGAAAUACCCCAAGUUCCUUACUGAGCUAGCGGACAGGGGUCUUUACAUGCGUCAGACUUGGGCCAAUGUGUCGCCGAACCAUACUGCAUGGCACGAUUUCUUUUGCUUCGGUAGAGACCUCCGUCCGGAAGAAGAUCUAAAGACACGGCAAGAGAAAGCAGCAAAGCUGGUUCGCGAGUUUGUGAGCGAGGAUUUCGAAUGGGACGACAACAACAACUUGAUUGUCGGACAACACUCCAGACCAAUCCGCAAGUACAAAGUGUCUGAUUCUGAGUCGUAUCCUGCUUUUUUCAAUAGCAUAGCCACCUAUUAUGCUGAUGUGAAAUACAGUCCUCCUGAUUCGAAAAAGACAUCUGCCUUGAGCUAUGAUGACCUUCAGCCUAUUCCUACUGAAUAUCUUGAUGAGGUGCUUCAACAGUCCAUCGAUCUUGCUUACCAUCAUCAGUGGAAAGAAGGAGAUAUUGCUAUUGUCGAUAAUUACCAGGUCAGUCACGGUAGAGAUCCUUGGAAAGGAGAUCGCAAGCUACUUGUGAGCAUGUGGGAUCAGAAAAACAAGCCUGAGUACGAGCCAUGGGUCAGAUAG